GGUGGACCAAGGCAGAUAAAUACCCCCUGGGGCAGGAGACCCGUGAAAGGCUGAGGCGCGCUCCUUGCAGGUUGUAGAACGGGCAUCUCAGUCAAUAUGUUGGCAUCACGGGCGCUGCUGGUAAAACAGGUGGCGGCUGUCCUGACGAAACAGCCAGUCUGCCUCGCUCACCAGUCAGGGGACUGGGGCAACUGGGGGAACACCAACAUCGCGGUGGUGUUUUCUGGAUGCGGAUGGUGGGAUGGGACUGAUAUCCAUGAAGCUGCAUACACCAUGUAUCAUCUCAGCCGCAAUGGCGCUCGCUUCCAGCUGUUCGCCCCGAACCAGCAGCAGAUGCACGUGGUGGAUCACAUGAAAGGCCAGCCCGCGUCCGGAGAGAACAGGAAUGUCAUGAUCGAGUCGGCUCGUUUGGCGAGGGGGAAGAUGCAGGAUCUCUCCAAGCUCGAUGUCAGCAGCUUUGACGCCGUCAUCUUCCCAGGGGGCUACGGGGUCACCAAGAACCUAUCGACCUUCAACAGCGACGGCAAAGAUUGCAAGAUCAAUCACGACGUGGAGCGAAUCAUGAAGGAGUUCCACCGCUCCCGCAAACCAAUCGGGCUGUCCUGCAUGGCUCCGAUCCUAGCCUGCCGGGUGCUGCCCAGCCUGGAGGUCACCAUGGGUCAGGAGCGCGACGAGAGCAGUCGCUGGGGCCGCUGGCCGUACACCAGCAUGGUGCAGGCGGUGAAGAGCAUGGGAGCCCGCCACUCCAUUCGCGAGCCUUACAUAUCCUUUACACAGCCAGGGCUUCCUACUGUAGACCUGCAUCUGCAUCUGUACCGCAAAACAGCACAGAGCACAGGGAGACCCACAGGCUCAUGACACUGAGGAGCAGUGUUAGCACAAGGGCAGCUACAGUGGGGAGAGGCUGCAUAUAAUAUAUUUCUCCAAAUGGUGUUCAGUAGCAAUGCAGAAAGACAGACAGGCAGACAGUGGCACUGCAAUGACAAUGCAGACAGACAGACAGGGCACUGCAACAGCAAUGCAGACAGACAGACAGACAGGGGCAAUGCAGACAGACAGACAGACAGUGACACUGCAGUGACAAUGCAGACAGACAGACAGACAGACAGUGGCACUGCAGUGACAAUGCAGACAGACAGACAGACAGUGGCACUGCAACAGCAAUGCAGACAGACAGACAGACAGAGGCACUGCAAUGACAAUGCAGACAGACAGACAGUGGCACUGCAGACAGACAGGCAGACAGAGGCACUGCAAUGACAAUGCAGACAGACAGACAGUGGCACUACAGACAGACAGGCAGACAGUGGCACUGCAGACAGACAGGCAGACAGUGGCACUGCAGACAGACAGGCAGACAGUGGCACUGCAAUGGCAAUGCAGACAGACAGAUAAUGGCACUGCACUGGCAAUGCAGACAGACAGACAGACAGACAGUGGCACUGCAGACAGGCAGACAGACAGUGGCACUGCAAUGGCAAUGCAGACAGACAGACAGCCAGACAUGUUUGAUAUGAGAUCUGGUGUCCCGGGAAGAGAUCUCCUUAACAGCGCGUGACGCACGAGGCCCAGGUGGACGAGAAGAACAGGGUGAUCAGCACGCCCACCUUCAUGUGGGAGACGGACUAUCACUACCACUACAUCUUCGACGGCAUCGGAAGCAUGGUGAAGCACGUCAUGCGCAUGAGCGCCGCCAAGUAGAGAGGCCACGCCCCGGACGGGUCGGGAACCGGGGCACAGAGGGGCUGACCCCUCACGAGAAAAACUGCAUUCAACUGGGAAAACACCUGAGUGCGCUUUAUUUCUUAAUUAAGUGUUGUGUUACUGUAAGAGAUCUCCUGCGACCCUUUUGUGUUUUAAAACGAUUAGACAGUGUUACGGUGAUGACGCCACCGCCGUCAGAUACAGCAGCGGUAUUAGUUUUUUCUGAAGACUAUACAAAAUCAUUUUGUAAGGAAAGCGUGGGAGGUUGCCCCGGAGAAUCAGGGGCAGCGGGUAGCGAAGCUGCUGAAAAAUGUUGUGAAAUUAAGGAGCAGCCACGCUUGCCCCAGUCUCAUAAGGGAGCGACGGCACAUCAAAUCUAUAAAAGCCUGUGUUGUCAAUAAUUAGAAGGCUCGGUUGUUAAGGCUGUCAAGUCAAUCUUCAUCAGGGAUGGUGACAGGUCUGUCGCUGACACGCACACACACACACACACCCCUCUGUCCCACACUGAUGCACUCUCCAGCAACAUCAGCAAUUAGAGAGCAGCGGGGAACAAAGAAACCACAGAAUGCUUCUUCAUUGAGUUAUUUCAUUAUUCUUUUUCAUGUUUUAUAUAUAUUUAUAUUUUAAAAAUCUGCAGCUACUGUGCUUUGACUUUUAAAACACUGUGAAUGUAGAAGCUUUAGGCAACUUUCACGUGAUUUGAUUGGCUCUUGUAAUGAUGAAAUUUGCAUAUUUAUUAUUAUUUAUUUCUUAGCAGACGUCCUUAUCCAGGGCGACUUACAAUUGUUACAAGAUUUUUUUUGGUUUUUUUUACAUACAAUUACCCAUUUAUUCAGUUGGGUUUUUACUGGAGCAAUCUAGGUAAAGUACCUUGCUCAAGGGUACAGCAGCAGUGUCCCCCCACCUGGGAUUGAACCCACGACCCUCCGGUCAAGAGUCCAGAGCCCUAACCACUACUCCACUAACCACUAUUCCCCUUAAAUCAAAAGCUACACACACACACACACACACACACACACACACACACACACACACACACACACACACACACACACACACACACACACACACACACACACACACACACACACACA
Molecule: messenger RNA, 2798 nt
Organism: Acipenser ruthenus (sterlet)
Lineage: Eukaryota; Metazoa; Chordata; Actinopteri; Acipenseriformes; Acipenseridae
Product: ES1 protein, mitochondrial-like
Exons: 6
Coding region: 97-858 (253 amino acids)
Cellular component (GO): mitochondrion
Source: RefSeq, a predicted model, not a curated record